Molecule: messenger RNA, 3067 nt
Organism: Vicugna pacos (alpaca)
Lineage: Eukaryota; Metazoa; Chordata; Mammalia; Artiodactyla; Camelidae
Source: RefSeq, a predicted model, not a curated record
GUGGCUAUUGCUGUGGUCUCCGAGGAAGCUGGUGUAGCUCCCUGGCCCUUUUGCCCUUUACCCCUCCCACCAGCCCAGGCGAGCAGGGCCCAAGCUUGCUUAUUGUCACCUGACGCUGGGCAGCCACUGAUCCCAUUGGUGGAGCCAGAUUCGGUCUGGCUCUCUCGUUCUCUCUCGUCUUCUCUGCCUCUCUCUCCUCCACGCCGCUUUGAUUUCGCUCCUGCUUCUCUCCUGGCGCUCGGCUGGGAACAUCGCCUCUCAGGGGGCAGCAGCGUUGCGCUGCAGAGCCAGGCGGGAGCUGCCUGCGGGGCAUGGAAGAAGCCUCCUUGGCAGCCGCGAGAGGAGCCAGGGGAGCGAGCGAGCGCUGCUGCCUGUGACCCGGGCGUCCAGCUGCUGCCCCUCUGCCUGGGGAGCCCGUCCACACAGAGGUCUCUCCCUUUCCUCCCUUCCAGGUCUUCCUCUGCAGAGCCCAGUGCAGCCAGUCCCCACAGAAGCCAAGCCAGUGGGGAGCAUGGAGCUGCUGUCCACGCCCCACAGCAUCGAGGUCAACAACAUCACCUGUGACUCCUUCCGCAUCUCCUGGGCCAUGGAGAACAGUGACCUGGAGAGGGUCACCCACUACUUCAUCGACCUGAACAAGAAGGAGAAUAAGAACUCCAACAAGUUCAAGCACCGGGAUGUCCCCACCAAGCUUGUGGCCAAGGCUGUGCCCCUGCCCAUGACAGUGAGAGGCCACUGGUUCCUGAGUCCCCGCACGGAGUACAGUGUGGCGGUGCAGACCGCUGUGAAGCAGAGUGACGGGGAGUACCUGGUGUCUGGUUGGAGUGAGACGGUCGAGUUCUGCACUGGGGAUUAUGCCAAGGAGCACCUGGCCCAGCUGCAGGAGAAAGCCGAGCAGAUCGCAGGCCGCAUGCUCCGCUUCUCCGUCUUCUACCGCAAUCAUCACAAGGAGUACUUCCAGCACGCCAGAACCCACUGCGGGAACAUGCUGCAGCCCUACCUGAAGGACAACAGCGGCAGCCACGGCUCCCCAACCAGCGGCAUGCUCCACGGUGUCUUCUUCAGCUGCAACACGGAGUUCAACACGGGCCAGCCCCCGCAGGACUCCCCCUACGGCCGCUGGCGCUUCCAGAUCCCUGCCCAGCGCCUUUUCAACCCCAGCACCAACCUCUACUUUGCGGACUUCUACUGUAUGUACACGGCCUACCACUACGCCAUCCUGGUGCUGGCCCCCAAGGGUUCCCUGGGGGACCGCUUCUGCCGUGACCGCCUGCCCCUCUUGGACAUUGCCUGCAACAAGUUCCUGACCUGCAGCGUGGAGGACGGGGAGCUGGUCUUCCGCCACGCCCAGGACCUCAUCCUGGAGAUCAUUUACACCGAGCCCGUCGACCUGUCCCUGGGCACCCUGGGGGAGAUCAGCGGGCACCAGCUCAUGAGCCUGUCCACUGCUGACGCCAAGAAGGACCCCAGCUGCAAAACCUGCAACAUCAGUGUGGGCCGCUAGGGACUCCUAGGGGGCCAGGGGGCUAGGGAGAGAUGGCAGACAGGGUGGCGAUGGGUGGCAUAGGUUCAGGGAGCUGCCUUUCUCUCCCCUGCCCCCCUGCUCCCUCCACGCCAUCCAGCUCCCUCUUCCCUUCCUCUCCCCAGGGCAUUGGAGGCAACAGAGGGUGGUCCCCUUGGUUGGCAUGGCCCACCCAUGCCUGGUGGAGUUGGGAAAGCUCCUUAGGCCUCAACAGGUUGGUGGGGUGGGGGGCGGGUGGAUUUCUGGAGGCUUCCCCUUUCCUCUGGUUUCCCGGCCCUGCUGUUUCUUGCCUAUCCCAGGCCUCCAUCUCAGGAGACGGGCCCCCUAGAGCUCUCCCCGGGAAGCCUCUCCCUUCCAGGGCCUACGUGUAACUUAUCGGCCUCCAGAGAUGAGCUGAGAGCUGUGGGCGUGUUCUUCCUUAGCCCCACCCACCCUGCUCAGGGCCAAUCACAGAAUGCCCCUCCCCAUGAGCUGGGCCUGGGGGGCAUCGCACCCUUUUCCCUCUAUAAAUAGUCUCCUGCACCUCUGGGACCCCGCAUCCCCACCCCACCCCCUGCUCCUGGCCCCAAGGCACCCUCUUCCUGCAUGGGGAGAGCUGUCUCUCCCCCUCUCCACCUGCCCUCUAGAAAAGAGCCCUCUUUUUCCCCGGCUGCGGGGAUUUCUCCUCGUGUCUGGAGAUGGUAUUAAUCCCGGUGUACUUUCUCCCUUGCUCAGAGUGCUGGGGUCUGCAAUGGCAGCCACUGGGGUCGAGGAGGGGGAAAGAGUCCCCUGAGACCCGGAGGGACCCCUUCCUCAGCUGGGAGUGGAUGCUAAGGGGACGCAGUGUGGGAUCGGAACUGAGGGCGUUCCCGCAGAGCCCUGGCACCCCGCCUGGCUGCGCGCUUGCUCGCUCUCUCUGCCGCGGUGCCGCCGCCGCACUGUGCCUGUGUGUGACCUGGACUGUGGCUUCCCUUGCCCCUCCCCACCUCGCACCCCGGCCCACUGGCACUCUCCGCUCGCCGUCGCCAAGCGAGCCUGUUGGCGGAGAGCGCCUUCCCUGGGGAGUUCUUGGUGAAGUCUCUCGUUGGCUACUCACCUAUUUCCUACUUUUGUGCAGGUCUUGGGAGUGGUGAGGGAGGACCCAGAGACUAGCAAGUGAUGUGAUGGAGAGAGGUGUCAACUAAGGCAGCCAGCUGUUCGGGGGAUGACAGAGGUGAUGUCAGGUGGAGGAAAGCACCCCCUACAGUGACAGCCGGCUUUCUGUGAUGAAAGACAGAAGAGGGCAGCAGGCCAACAAGGCCAUAUCUCAGUGAGGGGGCAGGUGGGACAGCCGGUCUCCUCUUCUGUAGCCACAGGGAAUGGUGUGGUCAGCUGUCUCCGUGGCAUGGAUCAGGUCUGAGAGCUGUGGGAGAUGCAUGGAGGAGAGGACGUGGGCCCCAGGCCCUCUCCCCUCUGCCGAGAGGGUGGUCCUCUGCCCUCCCCUGGCCCCGUGUCUGCCUUGGGCUGGGGGCACACCCGCCUGUGCUGUGCUUGCGACGUGCAUCAAUAAACCACCUUGACCUGAGA